Messenger RNA from Frankliniella occidentalis (western flower thrips), 1467 nucleotides. RefSeq names its product putative fatty acyl-CoA reductase CG8306. NCBI's taxonomy places the organism in Eukaryota, Metazoa, Arthropoda, Insecta, Thysanoptera, Thripidae. Gene Ontology annotation, molecular function: alcohol-forming very long-chain fatty acyl-CoA reductase (NADP+) activity. Gene Ontology annotation, biological process: long-chain fatty-acyl-CoA metabolic process. The record is from RefSeq and is a predicted model, not a curated record. Gene Ontology annotation, cellular component: peroxisome.
UUACCUGUGCUUGGAAGGAGCCUGUGCCUGGAUGGAUCAACUCCAAAAAUGGACCUUCUGGUUUCUUCAUGGGUGCAGCUAAGGGAGUUGUUCGUCGACUUCCUGUUGGAAAAGAGCUAGUUUAUGACUACAUUCCUGUUGAUGUUGUGGUCAAUGAAAUGCUGGUGUCAGCUUGGCACACAGCUACAAAUAAGCCCAAAGAAAUGCCAGUUUACCACAUCACAUCUAGCACUUGCAAUCCAUUCCGUUGGGCAACUAUUGAAAAUCGCAUUCCUCACCAGCUUGAUUCACUCCCCCUAAAGGCAGCAGUGUGGUACCCAACGUUGAAGUUACUUCCAUCUCUCACUCUUUUCCGAAUCUCAGCCAUCUUUGUCCAUUUUCUCCCUGCAUACUUCUUUGAUGCCCUCACAGUGGUUGCUGGUGGUAGACCCAUCCUUGUUCGACUUCACACAAAUGUAAGCAAGUCUCUGGCGCGCCUUGCUCCAUUUAUUUUUCAAGAAUGGUUCUUUGACAACAAACGGACUUUAGAACUACACGAAUCUCUGAGCCCUGCGGACAAAGAGGCUUUCGGACUUGACAUUCGCUCUAUCCAAUGGAAUGAUUAUUUUGAGCACAUGCAUGCUGGUGUACGCAGAUAUUUGAACAAUGAAGAACCAAAAACUCUUCCUGCUGCCAGGAAGAAGCACAGGACCUUGUACAUCUUGAACAUCCUUGUUCAAAUUGGAUUCCUGUCAACCAUCUGGUUUGGUAUUUCAAGACUGCUGGGAAUGACCAUGACUUCUACAAUCUGGCUAUAUCCUAUUUUGUACUUCCUUUUCAAUCUUCUGUAAACCACUGUGUUAACAUUUUGAGUCUGUUUGAAGUGAAGCUCUUUUCUUCUCUCUUUUUUUUUUUUGCAAUGGCAUUGGUGUAAUAAUGUUUUAGAAUCUAGGUGGCUAUGAUUUUUGGAUGAUAUGAAACAUAAUGUCUUCAUGAUAAACUGUAUUUUUUAUUACUUUUUGUUUUGUUGCUUUUACUUAUUUUUUUAAUGUUUUUUUUUUUUAACUUUCCAGUUUUAAUAGUCAGUACUAAAAUAGUCUAUGCUGUGCAUCUUUUUUCCUUUUGUACUUUCGAUGUGGAGUGGAGUUACUGUAAGUGAAUUACUUAGUCCCAGUGAUUGAGAGAUUGUAGACUGGAUGAUUGGUGAUUGUUUUCAAUUGUAAAACUAAUUGUGAAUCACGGUGCAUUUUCAAUAGGUAUGUCAAUGAAUGUUGAAACAGUAUUUAUUGUAUGGUUGAUCUAAUUGCAUUUAAUUCUCAUGAAAUGCAUCGUUUCUGAUUAACUUCAUCAUUCCCUCAAGAAUGAUCAGCGCAAUCUAAUUUAUAAGCUUCCAUUUUUGUGAGCACCUGUUUGUUGAAUAUUUGUCGCUUUUACAUUUUACUAUUCUCACAUUGCAUUUACUUGGUAAAUACAGUAUUUUUCCAACAA